This is a messenger RNA of Gadus morhua (Atlantic cod), 2082 nucleotides long. RefSeq names its product cysteine and histidine-rich domain (CHORD) containing 1b (gene chordc1b). The record is from RefSeq and is a predicted model, not a curated record. The transcript is spliced from 11 exons. NCBI's taxonomy places the organism in Eukaryota, Metazoa, Chordata, Actinopteri, Gadiformes, Gadidae. The coding region runs from base 168 to 1229 and encodes 353 amino acids.
UCGGGAUGUGCCGAGUUUUACCGAGCACAGCCGACACAAUCCGGAAGUCUAACAAGCGGGGUUAUAUCGGCCAGCUUGUCCCGAACUACUAGUUUUGUGGGUGCAAUCGCCUUUAAUUAACCCUCUGUAUUGCUUUAUUGUGGAGUCCUCCAUCACGGAAUACCGUCAUGUCGGUUUUAUGUUAUAAUAAAGGUUGUGGUCAACGUUUUGAUCCGGAGAAUAACCUUGAUGAUGCGUGCACCUUCCACCCAGGAGUCCCGGUGUUCCAUGAUGCAUUGAAGGGAUGGUCGUGCUGCAAGAGAAGAACCACCGAUUUUUCCGACUUCCUCAGCAUUGUUGGCUGUACGAAAGCCCCUCACAACAAGGAAAAGCCACCGGAGCCUGUGAAACCCGACGUGAGCUCCUCUGGAGAGAAGAAGGAGGUGGAUGAACAGAAACCAAAGUUCAGCGAGUACAUCAUCUCCGCCCCUAAACCCCAAGGGGCGUUCACCAGACCAAGUGGUGACGAACCAAUGGUGAGGAUGCAGCACAAGGUCUCAGCCUCUCUUCGGCAGGCGCUGGAAAAGAUGAAGCUGUCUGACAACACGACGGAGAUGAAAGAGGAGGAGGGAGAUGAAACCAAGAUUGGCACAUCAUGUAAAAACGCAGGGUGCACAAAGAGCUUUAGCGGUGUGGCUAGCAACGAGGAAGUGUGCGCAUACCAUUCUGGAUUCCCCAUCUUUCACGAAGGGAUGAAGUACUGGACCUGUUGUAAAAGGAAAACAUCUGAUUUCAACACCUUCCUGUCCCAGGAGGGCUGCGUCAAGGGAACGCACAUCUGGAAGAAGAAAGACACGGGUAAGAAAGUGGUCCCGUGUCGGUUUGACUGGCACCAGACCGGAGCACAGGUCAUCGUCUCCAUUUAUUCAAAGAACUCCGUCCCUGAGCUAAGCUACGUCGAGGCUAACAGCACCACGCUCGACAUCCACAUUCUUUUUGAAGGGGAGAAGGAAUUUGCACAGAAAAUAAACUUGUGGGGGGUGAUCGACGUCAGCAAAAGCGUGGUCAACAUGCUGGCGGCCAAGAUCGAGAUCGCCAUGAAGAAGUCCGAGCCCAUGUCCUGGGCUCGGCUGGACCUGCCGCCCCCUGUCCCCCCGCCCAAAGCAACAGAGAAGGAGAAAGACGACGACGAAGACGAGGAGGAGGAAGAGGAGGAGGAGGACAGCGAAGCCGACGAUGAGUUGGAUUAAUGAUUUGUAGAAGCCCCUCUUUUAGCCUCUGAAAAAUGGCCUCACUACUUUGUAUGCUGUCUUCAUGAUAUUGCAAUCCUGCUAAGACACAACCACCACACACACCUCUGAGUCAAGAUCGGUCAGUUUUGCUGACUUUUCACGUCAAAGUGCUUCGGUUUUGUUUGUUUCUAUGUCCAUCCACGUUUUCUGUUCCGUUUCUUCUUGUCGCCCCAUCACAAAAAGUUUGCACAAUGAUAUUCAUGACAUGCGAUGGAAAAGCUUGAACGAUGUUGCUUCUUUAUUCGUCAUUGGCUAAGGAAAGUAUAGAAAGUGGUGUUUCAUCGAAUGGGUGUAAAUCACAAUGCCUGCUUUGCUGAAUGAAUGUAGGACAAUUACUGCAUUAUUAAUAUUAUUGACAUUCAAUCAAGUAUGAUAAAGCCGCAAGUUAUAUUGUUCUGUAAUUUCCUACAUGAGACAUUCAUACAAUCCAGGUUUCUUUUUUUAUUAGGCAUUCACCUCCAUGGCAUGUUUUUUAACUUUAGCACUCUUCAGAGUGUGUAGCUUUAUGUGCAAUCAUUCCUCUUCCAUUCGGCUGUUGAUUUUAAUUGCGUUUAUCCAGAUGACUGUUUUUCUUUGUUAUUAGGUCUCCGUAAAACAACAUUCUACACACCAUUCUGUUGAUUUCCAUUAACUAGUUUUCCCUAAGUUGCGCUAGAACUAAUAGAAAUGAGGGACACCUCCUGGCCACUUACUGCAUUGCAACUCAAAUACUGUACAUUCCUUACAUAGUUGUAUUCUUUUAUUUUAUACUUUGUUUUAUUUCUCAUGGGUAUAUUAAAGGUUGUAUCAGCAAUUCUGAUUGAAAUAUAAA